Molecule: messenger RNA, 4305 nt
Organism: Pangasianodon hypophthalmus (striped catfish)
Lineage: Eukaryota; Metazoa; Chordata; Actinopteri; Siluriformes; Pangasiidae
Product: neurofilament medium polypeptide
Exons: 3
Coding region: 293-3433 (1046 amino acids)
Biological process (GO): neurofilament bundle assembly
Cellular component (GO): cytoplasm; axon; intermediate filament
Molecular function (GO): structural constituent of cytoskeleton
Source: RefSeq, a predicted model, not a curated record
GUUUCUGCGUCUUAAUGUCUUCACUUGCAACUAUCACUUUGUUGCAAGGUAAAAACUUUUUCAGUCAUAACUGAUAAAUUUCGGCUAGUUAUGUCUUUGUCCUUCUGUACUAAAGGUGCAUGUGUGGGGUUUUAUGACGUCAGACUGAGUGCGCGUGCCCGGCGCUGCUGCUGCUGUUGCUGAGCUGCUCAUUCUGUGUGUUACUGACACCUCAGUUCUGCAAGCUUAACACAUCGCGCAGAAUAUAAAACCCCGACAAGUCUGCAAAGCGAUAAAACGCACGACUCUCAGCAUGGAGCGUCUGCUAAACGGAGCAGGCUGGAGACGGGAAGAGCAGCGCUAUCAGCCACCUCCAUCAUCACAGCGCAUCGCAAGGGCACCUGCGCUCAGCAGAGCCAGCGCGAGCGGGGCAUCAACUCCGAAAGCAGGCCACAGCUCGCGCCACUUUGCUCCUGAGAUGCCUCUAAGGAUGACGAACGAGAAAGAAUUACUGCGCGGCCUGAACGACCGAUUCGCGGGCUUUAUCGAGAAGGUGCAUCGUCUGGAAAGCCAAAACAGAGCGCUGGAAAGGGAAAUAGAGGACAUUCGACUAAAAGCAAAGUCGUCCACGUCUCUGGCCAAGCAGUACGAGCCGGAGCUGCAGGAGCUGAGGAGGCAGGUGCGUGACAUGGCAAUGCAGAAGCACCGGAUGGAGCUGGAGCAGAAGCGUGUGGAGGACGAGUUUAACGCGCUGAGGGAGAAAUGCGAAGGGGAGGCGCGCAGCAGAGCUGAAGCCGAGGAGAGCAUUUCUGCGCUGAAGAAAUACAUCGACAACGCGUAUCUAGCCCAACAAGAGAUGGACAGAAAGGCGAAAGCUCUUACAGACGAGAUCGAGUUCCUGAAGAGAAACCACGAGGCUGAAGUGAGCGAUAUUCUGACGCAGAUGAAGGAGACGCGGGUUUGUGCAGAAGUGAGCGGUUUGGGGAAAGGCGAGCUCACCGCGGCGCUCAGGAACAUCAGGACACAGCUGGAAGGUCGCGCUUUCUGUCUCGACACGCACUCAGAGCAGCACUUCAGCAGUCAGCUGGCCAGACUCACCAAAGCUGCCGAGACCGACAGAGAGGCUCUGAUAGCCACAAAAGCUGAAAUCAACCAAUACAGGAGGCAGCUGCAGACCAAGAGCGUGGAGCUGGAUUCAGUCAGAGGGAUGAGAGAAGCUCUGGAGAGGCAGCUGUAUGACCUCGAGCAACGACACACCGCCGAAAUCCAUCACUACCAGGACACCAUUAGAGAACUGGAACAGGAGCUGAAAAACACCAAAUAUGACAUGAGUAGCCAUGUGCAAGAGUAUCGCGAUCUGCUAAAUGUGAAAAUGGCCUUGGAUGCUGAAAUCUAUUCAUACAGAAAAUUGCUGGAGGGUGAGGAGUCAAGAUACUCCACUCUUUCUGAUGCACAGAUACCAGUGCCUUAUGUUUACAGGCAGUCACCCAUCUAUACUCUGCCUAGUGUCCCAAAGGUAGGGGGAGUGACUCGCAAAGCAGAGCCGCAGUACAAGUUUGUUGAGGAGAUUAUUACAGAGACAACCAGGGAAGACAUAGAGAUAUCAGACACAGGGUCUGAUGAUGCUGAAGAACAAAGGGAGGGUGAUAAAGUGUGUAGCGAGAAAGAGAAUGCAGGUGUAGCAGCAGGAAGUGAAGCGCACUUAGAGGAAAAAAAGACCCAAGAAUCAGACGCAGAGGAUAACACAGGCAGCCCCAAUGCAGAACAACUGGACCAACAGAAACAGAAACCAACAGAAAGGGAAGAGCAGUUACUAAAAAAGUCUACAGAUGUUACAGAUGUUAUGGAUCUCAAGGAAGGCGGCAUGAAUACUGAACCAGCACAGAACAAUUUAACUGCAUCAGAACAAACUGGAGAGAAGGAUACGGAUAACAAUUACAACAAAGAUGAUGACACAGACUCCAAAACCAAAGAACCAGAUUUAGACACAAAAACAGAAAAACCACAAGCAGAUAGAAGUGGUGAUGAGGAUGUAGAAAAGGUAACUCUCGACACUGAAAAAGGGAAACAAGACAUAGCAAAAGAAAUAGACCAAGCCAGUAUUAAACAACCACAGCCAACAGAGCAAACAGCCACACAGGAGGCCAUUACAGAGCCAGGAAAAAGUGCCAUGGAAGAGAUUUCUCCAAAAUCUGAGAACGAAACAGCAAAAAAAGAGACACAAAAUGUAGCUGAGCCUGAAGAUUCCUCUCCUGGAAAAGCAAUGGAGAAAGACAGAGAAAUUAGUGAGGUGAAAUCUGUGAAGGUGGACACAUCUACUGCUGACUCACAGCCAGUAUCUCAAAAAGCUGAGACAGGACAAGAGACACGUCCUAACAGCCAAGCAGAUUCAAAGCAGAGUGUAGAAACCUCACAGGCUGAAGUACUCGAUACUACUAAUGCAGCGAGUGCACAGGAUAAUGCAGCGGAGGUGCAAAAAGAGCUGGCAGAGAAAGUAAAGACAGAGGCACCGGCGCUAAAAAGUGAAGUAAAAGAAAUAAAAUCUGAGGAGGUGAAAAAAGAGGACAGCAAACCAGAGGUUGAUAGAGAAACUGUGAAACCAGAAAAGGGAGACAGUGCCCAAUCUACAGAGGCACAAAAAACACAGGACAAUGUCUCCAAAACUGCUGCCACAGAAACAGAAGUUGAAACAUCUGAAACAAAGGAGAUUCAAACAAAGGACAUGAUGGACAGUGCAAAAAAGGAGGAAGGUACUGAAUCAAAGAAAACAGAGAAAGAGGUUGAUCGAAUGCAGAUCAAAGAACAGAUAAAAGUUGUAGGGAUGGAGACAAAAUCAGAGGAGCAGUCUCAGAAAAAUGCAGAUGGCACUAAAGAAGAUACGGUAGACAGUCCUAAAACAGAGGAAAAUGUAACAACCAAAUCCUCUGAAAUACAGAAAGAAGACAUUCAGAAGGAUACAGAGCCAAAAUCUACUGAAAAGGAAACAAAAUAUGAGCGAAAACCAGAGAAACAAGGUUCCAAGGAGCAUGAACUGGAGACUUCGGAGGACAUCAAAGAGAUGGAUAGAAUCAAGCCUAAGGGGCAAGAGAUAGACAGUAAAACCUCUAAAGAUGUACAGCCUGAACAAAGUGUUCCAAAGACCUCACCAGAAAAAGAACAAAGUAAAGACCAGACACACACACACAAAGACUCACGUGAAAUCAAGGACACAAAAAUUGAGAUAUCAGACAAGACUGAUAGCAGCGAGGCAAAGCAGGACAGUAGCAAGAUGGGCAUGACUAAAAGUAAAGAUCUUGAAAAGGAUCCUACACCCCUGAAAGAUUCCAAAAAACCGGAGCCUACAGAGAAAGAACAAGUUUCUGUAUCUGAGAAAGGGCAGGACAACAGCAUGAAAGCAGAUCUGAAAAAAGAGAGAGACGUGCCAGAAGUAACUGAGAAUGGAGUAAAUAUAUGAAUGAAUUUUUGAGACAGCUUCACAGGCAAUAUUAGUAAUGCAAAGUGUAAAAGUAACUAGCAGUUUAGAUAAGUCAUGUGAAUGUUGCACAAAUGCUUUCAAAACUGCAUGAACAGCUACAUAACUGCAUGAAGCAACAAAUAACUGCAGUGUUAACCUACAUGCAACUUAAGAGCUGAUGUAUGCAUGUUUGCUGAUAUCUAGGUUAAAUCUAGGCUGAUGAAUAAAAAAUAGGUAAUAAAAUAGAAUGUAUAUGUUUAAAUGCAAAUAUUUUGCUAUACCACAACUGCUUGUUAGAUGAAUGUGUAUAUUUAACAGAAUGCUAUAUAUUGGCAGAAUAAAUAGUAUUUCAGCAUAUCGAUUUGUUUUUGGUGUGCCAUUACUUUUCUCUCCCAGACAUGUAGCAGAACUCCACAACAAACUUAGUUACAGCUAAUAUAAAAUGUGAAUCUAUGAUUCUAUGGAUGUACAGCAUGACUGUAACAUAGCACAACUGGUUAUUCGCCUGGAAUCAUCCCCGGAAAACAAGGGUUACUUGAGUGUUAUUAGUUCCCCUUCGUGGAGGAUCAUACACAUGCUAAGCAUUUGAGGUACAAAGCCAGGUCCAUGAGGUGCAUUACGUAAGAAGUAAAGUGUUUUGUUCCUCAUAUAACACAGCAGUUCGCCAACACUGACAUAUUUUUUAUUUAUUAAAGAACAAAACAUUUAAUCCAUGUUUAGUUACAUUUAGCAUCGUCACUGUCAAACAGUAGUUGCCUCAACAGCCUCUUUUUUCCUCUCUGGGAGUAAAGACAAAAAAUGCAGCUUGUCAUGUUGACAAGAUACUGCAAAGCCCUCCAUUCUGAAGCUAGUUCCAUGUGUCAGAAAUACAG